AUGGCGGCGCCCAGCGAGCGGGGGCGCUUCGGGGUCGGGAACCUCUUCUCCUUCCUGCCCGGCGGCGCGCGCUCCGAAGCUAUGGAGGACCUGGUGACGGAUGCGCGCGGCCGGGGCGCGGGACGGAGAGACUCCGCUGCCGCCCCUGCCCCAUCUCCAACGCUGGCACCGACCCCCGAACCUCAGGCCGCCGAGGACGGUUCCCGGAGACGGCACUGCCGAGCCUGCGUGGACUUCAAGUCGUGGAUGCGGACGCAGCAGAAGCGGGGCAGCAAAUUUAGGGAAGAUUGUCCUCAGGAUCGUGAGGAACUGGGCCGCCACAGCUGGGCCGUCCUCCACACCCUGGCUGCCUACUACCCCGACCUGCCCACCCCAGAACAACAGCAAGACAUGGCCCAACUCAUACACUUGUUUUCCAAAUUUUACCCAUGUGAGGAAUGUGCGGAAGACAUAAGGAAGAGGAUACAUAGAAACCAGCCAGACACGCGCACACGGGCAUCGUUCACCCAGUGGCUGUGCCGCCUGCACAACGAGGUGAACCGAAAGCUAGGCAAGCCGGACUUCGACUGCUCUAAAGUGGAUGAGCGCUGGCGUGACGGCUGGAAGGAUGGCUCCUGCGACUAG
Pipistrellus nathusii (Nathusius's pipistrelle) is the source of this 624-nucleotide messenger RNA. The record is from the annotation of a GenBank genome assembly. NCBI's taxonomy places the organism in Eukaryota, Metazoa, Chordata, Mammalia, Chiroptera, Vespertilionidae.